CCAACGACUUAGCAAGAUGGACAUUUCCGAGUUUCCUAGGUCUGACUAGUGUGUGAACGCAGCAAUAACCACGGAUCGGGGAAUUUUAACGUAGUCUACUGUCAACCUCAACAAGGGGAAAUUGGAUGUUGGACAUGAAGUUAGCUAGUUAAUGCCAAAUUGAUUAAUUUGUUGUUGACAGAGCUAAGGUGUGGUGAAAAACAGUGUCAAGCCUAUUAGGCCUAACUUCACAAGUAUUGUGUGUGAGACACCUCCAACAUUAACAUUCCAAUGCCUCUGCUAUUCCUGGAGAGGUUUCCCUGGCCCAGUCUGCAGACCUACACAGCGCUGAGUGUGGCUCUGCUGGCUGGAAGCAUCUUCAGCGCCUACACUACUGUGACAGAACAGGGGUUCGGGGUUCCAGACAUGGACGAGCCUCCACCACCUGCACCCUUAUUAGGGGAUAAUAGAGGCGGCCUAGGCCUAGAACAUGUGACUAGCGAUGAUGUUGUGGGUGCAGAUACAGAAUUGGCGACCACUGUUAUGUGGUACCUGGUCACCGACAGUCUCUUUGUAUGGGUGUUGGUGAAUACAGCUUGCUGUUCUCUGAUGUUAAUUGCUAAGAUGAUCCAGUGCAUGGUUUUUGGGCCCCUUCGAGUCAGUGAGAAGCAGCACCUUAAGGACAAGUUCUGGAACUUCAUCUUCUAUAAGUUCAUCUUUAUCUUCGGGGUGCUGAACGUUCAGAUGGUGGAGGAGGUGGUCAUGUGGUGUCUGUGGUUCUCUGCUCUGGUCUUCCUCCACCUCAUGGUCCAGCUGUGCAAGGACCGCUUUGAAUAUCUGUCCUUCUCUCCCACUACUUCUAUGAACAGCCAUGUGCGUGUCCUUACCCUGCUGGUGUCCCUGCUGCUGGGCUGCUGUGGUCUGGCUGUGGUCUGUGGUCUGCUGGGCGCUGCCCAUGGCAUGCACACCCUCUCCUUCAUGGCUGCCGAGUGUCUGCUGGUUACUGUGCGGACUGGACAUGUCAUCAUGAGGUACAACAUUCACCUGUGGGAUCUGAACCACCCAGGCACCUGGGAGAGUAAGGGUUCCUACGUCUACUACACUGACUUCAUCAUGGAGCUGUCUAUGCUGUCCCUGGACCUUAUGCACCACAUUCACAUGCUGCUCUUUGGUAAUAUCUGGCUGUCCAUGGCCAGUCUGGUGAUCUUCAUGCAGCUGAGGUAUCUGUUCCAUGAGGUGCAGCGCCGCAUCCGACGCCACAAGAACUACCUCCGUGUCAUCAACAACAUGGAGGCCAGGUUUGCAGUGGCCACAGCCGAGGAGCUGGUAGCCAACAGUGAUGACUGUGCCAUCUGCUGGGACACCAUGCAGACAGCACGUAAACUGCCCUGCGGACACCUCUUCCACAAUUCCUGCCUGCGGUCGUGGCUGGAGCAGGACACGUCGUGUCCAACAUGCAGGAUGUCCCUGAACAUCAGUGGUGAUGGAGGUCCGGCCAGAGGCCAGCAGCAGGGGACUGGCCUCCCACUGGAGAACAACCUGGGCCCUGGGGGCCCCGCUGCAGAUGCCAGACCACACCUCAACCAACACAAUCACUUCUUCCACUUUGAUGGCUCCCGCAUUGCCAGCUGGCUGCCUAGUUUCUCAGUAGAGGUGAUGCACACAACUAACAUCCUGGCUAUCGCUCAGCAGGCCAACAACUCUCAGCUCAACACCAUGGCCCAUCAGAUCCAGGAGAUGUUUCCUCAGGUUCCCUACCACUUGGUGCUGCAGGACCUGCAGUUGACCCGCUCUGUGGAGGUCACCACCGACAACAUCCUGGAGGGACGCAUCGUGGUGCCCUUCCCUGCCCUGGCGGCUGAGCGUUCCCCCGUGCAGGUGAACCCAGGCCCAGAGGAGGGGGCAGGAGCCAGUGGGGGGGUGGAUACUGCUCCCAGAGAGCUGAACAGCCUGGAGGUCAGAGGGAGCCGUUUCUCCAAGUCUGCAGAGGAGAGACAGAAGAUGCUGCUACAGAGGAAGGAUGAGCUGCUGCAACAGGCACGCAGGAGAUACUUGAGAAAGAGCCCAGAGGACGAGGAGGACCUGCCCACUCUGGAGGAAGACGCCCCUGUCUCAGACGUGACCAUGCUGAGACGCAGGACCAUGGCAGCAGCUGCAGAGAGACGCAUGCAGAGCCAACCAGACCCUGCUCCCUGAGACUAUACUGGACUGUAAACUCCCACCUAAUGCCCUUGGAGUGUCCAUCAAACUCCUCAUGUCCCACCUAAGAGGCACCUCCACCGAAAGAGCGCUCUACGUUAUAUGAUCAAUGGAAUUACCUAAAUAAAAACAUUACAUUACAAAGUGUUACAAGAAGCAUGGGCUUUGGCUGCACUGUUUUAGGCUGCCCUAGUGAGAUAUGAGAACUGGGCCUUGGGAAUGGUACCAGCCUCCUCUGAACUUUCACCAGGCACCAGAGGCUUAAUUGGACAUGGAUCACCAGCGUUUUAAAGGAGUGGUGUGUGUCUGUCUGAGUUUCUGAAGUGCACACCUGUCAUCACAUAGCUCUAGCCCCCCAGCUUCACUAGACUUACCUGCCAUUCUCUUUACUGGCCAUGAUGGGGAAGGAAAGAGCAUGGUGUCACAGUCCGAGGAUGCUGCUGAGGUUAGUUAAGGUUUGUUAAGGUGCUGUCGCUACAUACAGCUCAUAGUGUAAUGGAGUGGGACAUAGUUUGUAUUGGUUUUAUUCAACAACAAAAAUAUUUGUGUUGUAAUGAGCUAUUGAUAUCAUGGGUUUGGUUGAUAACAUACUGAUGUUAUUUUAUAAGAAUGGAGUGAAAACUGUGAAUUAAGAGUAGGUUUAAUAGAUUAAAACAUUGUGAAGCUUUUUUAAAUUUUUAAUUAAGAGAAUGUCACUUAAUGUCACUCAUCGAAAUAUGAAUGUACUUUAUCCACAAUGCUGCAGAGAGAGAGUAGAAGUGUUUAAAUUCUGGGUGUUGUGGAGACCUGGUUGUAAAUGUGUUAAAUGUCACAUAUCCACCCAAGAAAGAACACUAUCUAAAUAGGAAGACGUAAUAUUUUUGUCUCCUGACAGACAGUAAAACUCUCACCAGUACAGAGUUAUAGAGUGGCUCCCUGACCUCCUAGGUCAACCAGUGGUUUCUAUCUGCAGUCUGUAUACCUCUAAAACUUCCCAAAGCAUACCUACACUGUAUUAAACAUCCAUUGAUAGAGGUAUAGAAGACUGUAUGGGCUCAGAGGAGUUGGGUAGAGGUUUGAAUACUGAUGAACCUAUCUGAUUCACUCACUCACACUCCAUUCAUGCACUCCAUGUACUGGUAGGUUCAUUCUUGCAGAUGAUAUGUAGGCCUAUGUUUUGGAUUCUUGCAGACGAUAUGUAGGCCUAUGUGUUGGAUUCUUGCAGACGAUAUGUAGGCCUAUGUGUUGGAUUCUUGCAGACGAUAUGUAGGCCUAUGUGUUGGAUUCUUGCAGACGAUAUGUAGGCCUAUGUGUUGGAUUCUUGCAGAUGAUAUGUAGGCCUAUGUGUUGGAUUCUUGCAGACGAUAUGUAGGCCUAUGUGUUGGAUUCUUGCAGACGAUAUGUAGGCCUAUGUGUUGGAUUCUUGCAGACGAUAUGUAGGCCUAUGUGUUGGAUUCUUGCAGACAAUAUGUAGGCCUAUGUGUUGGAUUCUUGCAGACGAUAUGUAGGCCUAUGUGUUGGAUUCUUGCAGAUGAUAUGUAGGCCUAUGUGUUGGAUUCUUGCAGAUGAUAUGUAGGCCUAUGUGUUGGAUUCUUGCAGAUGAUAUGUAGGCCUAUGUGUUGGAUUCUUGCAGACGAUAUGUAGGCCUAUGUGUUGGAUGUCUUUGAUAACUCAAGGCUUUUUAAAGUUGAGUGGUAGAUAUGCAUGAUUCACAAUGGAAUGCUUUAGUUUACGUUUACCCCAAAGAACAUUGAUCCCAUGAACUUCCACAUGAUGCAGAUUUCUUUCUUUGAGAUGUGCAUAUUUUUGUGUCUCUUUCAGCUUGUUUCAUCUGUGGGAUUGUAAGAAGUUUCUACUAACUGUGUUUCAGAGAUGCACUUCUUGUCAAAAACAAAAUACACUAGUCAGUUUUUCAUUGAUUCAAGCUAUUGAUCAACUCAUAUUUUCAUAUCCAUGUCAUUUUUAUAUUCAUAAGGGGUUAUUUUUGUAACCAUUGUAUAUUUAAUCUUAAUCAAAAACAUGAAUUAAUCUUUUGGACUGAGCUUUCCUCAUAUUUUGUGCCUAAAUCAAGAAUAUAUGGUUUGAUUGUGUAAAUAAUGUAGUUUUUGUAAGAACUGCUCAAGUAACAUGAACAAAUGAUCAAUAAUAAACAGAGCUUCUCUACA
Molecule: messenger RNA, 4322 nt
Organism: Oncorhynchus masou masou (cherry salmon)
Lineage: Eukaryota; Metazoa; Chordata; Actinopteri; Salmoniformes; Salmonidae
Product: E3 ubiquitin-protein ligase AMFR-like
Exons: 14
Coding region: 271-2175 (634 amino acids)
Biological process (GO): protein K48-linked ubiquitination; endoplasmic reticulum unfolded protein response; ubiquitin-dependent protein catabolic process
Cellular component (GO): cytosol; ubiquitin ligase complex; endoplasmic reticulum
Molecular function (GO): ubiquitin protein ligase activity; ubiquitin binding
Source: RefSeq, a predicted model, not a curated record